GCAGAAGAAGAAGAGACGAAAACGAAGAAGAAAAAUACUUGAAAAAAGGAGAAAAGUUAGUGCCAGUGAAUUUGAUUAAAAGUUCGCUGGCUGCACGCUGAACUUACCGAAAUGUAUGCAGUAAUUUUACCGAAAUAUAGACUAAGUGUGCCUAGCAUGCCGCCGCCGUCAUCCAUUAACAUGGAAGAUGGGAGUCAGCAGCAGUAUGUGGAAAUGACAUACAAGCAAGUUUGCAUUGACCUGGAGAGGGCCACUCAGUGUAUAACACAAAUAUUACAGAGUGAAGUGGAGUCAAACAAGCAGCUGAAAUUGAAGAUCGAUCAACUUCAGAACGGCUUGGAGGAAAAGGACAAAUUACUGACACAGGCCAACCAGACUGUCACAUACCUGAGGAAUGAACUGCAUCAGCGACUGCAGAGUACCAACAGUGCAUCCCAGGAAGUGAAGGGAGGGUAUGAUGGUGAACUUAAAACUGAGGUUAAAGAAGAAGCUGAUAAUGAUGGAUAUGGGGACUCCAGUGGAGCUGAACUGAUACAGACUGUGCUGGUGUCAUCGGAUGGGCAGAGGCUGCUGCUGCCCCCUAUCUCUGGAGAUGGGGAUGACAUGUACAGUCAGUCUGGAAAAGGGUCCUCCAGUCAGCCACCAGCCCCCCCCUCAAGGAGGAAGUUCCCCUGCCCUGUGUGUGGAAAAGGCUUCCGCUUCCGAUACGACCUCAACAUGCACCACAAGCGCCUUCACACGUGUCACAAGCAACCAUCUGCUUCGUCUUCACCAGCUGUUCACACAGGACAGGGGUGGAGGGAGCGCUCACACAGGACAGGGUGGAGGCGUUCACACAGGACAGGGUGGAGGCGUUCACACAGGACAGGUGGAGAGAGCUGCUCACACAGGACAGGGUGGAGAGAGCUGCUCACACAGGACAGGGUGGAAGGCGUUCACACAGGACAGGUGGAGAGAGUAGAGGAGCUGCUCACACAGGACAGGGUGGAAGUAGAGGCGUUCACACAGGACAGGGUGGAAGUAGAGGCGUUCACCUGGGACAGGGUGGAGAGUAGAGGCGUUCACCUGGGACAGGGUGGAGAGAGCUGCUCACACAGGACAGGGUGGAAGUAG
Alosa alosa (allis shad) is the source of this 1113-nucleotide messenger RNA. RefSeq lists its product as uncharacterized. Bases 112 to 1113 code for a protein of 333 amino acids. The record is from RefSeq and is a predicted model, not a curated record. NCBI's taxonomy places the organism in Eukaryota, Metazoa, Chordata, Actinopteri, Clupeiformes, Clupeidae. The transcript has 9 exons.